CUAGAAUUCAAUUUUUCUUAUCAAAUAUUCUCCAACCUUUCAUGCUACAGAGAUACACCCCUUCUUCUAUAUAACAACCCCUUCUCCCCCUUUGUUUCGAUGACUCCACAUUUUUACUACUGGAGUUCAAAACCAAAUGGAUCAAUCUUUUCCUUACUUCAUUAUCCUCUUUCUUCUUACUUUAAUUUCAUUCAAGCUCUUUUCAAAUCGUAAAUAUAGAACAAAUCAAACAAGUGCAAAACUUCCUCCGGGUUCAAUGGGGUGGCCUUACAUAGGACAAACCCUCCCAUUCUACUCUCAAGAUCCAAAUGUUUUCUUCUUCACCAAACAAAAAAGGUAUGGAGAAAUAUUCAAGACAAACAUCCUAGGAUGUCCAUGUGUGAUGUUGGCAAGUCCAGAAGCUGCACGUUUUGUGUUAGUCACACAAUCUCAUUUAUUUAAACCAACAUAUCCUAAGAGCAAAGAAAGUUUGAUUGGUCCUAGUGCUCUGUUUUUUCACCAAGGUGAGUACCAUUUGCGUUUGAGGAAGCUUAUUCAGAAGUCUCUCUCCCUCGAUUCACUUCGCAACUCGGUUCCCGACAUCGAAACCCUAGCCAUUUCCACCAUCAAAUCUUGGAGUGAUGAUAAAGAUGAAGAUGGACGCAUAAUUAACACGUUUAAGGAAAUGAUGAAAUUUUCAUUUGAAGUUGGAGUUCUCAAAAUAUUUGGAAAUCUAGUGCCAAGGUUGAAGGAAGAACUAAAGAAGAAUUAUUGGAUAGUUAACAAUGGUUACAAUUCAUUUCCAACUCAAAUUCCUGGCACACAAUACAAAAAAGCACUCAUGGCAAGAAAGAGACUUGGAAGUAUUUUAAAGGAAAUAAUCAGUGAGAGGAAAGAGAAGAAGAUGGUGGAAAGUGAAAGAGAUCUUUUGAGUUGUUUAUUGAAUUGGAAAAGUGAAAAUGGAGAAAUGUUAAGUGAUGAUGAAAUUGGAGAUAACAUUAUUGGAGUGUUGUUUGCUGCUCAGGAUACUACAGCUAGUGUCAUGACAUGGGUGGUCAAGUACUUGCAUGAUGAACCCAAACUUCUUGAGUGUGUUAAGGAUGAGCAAAAGGCAAUUCACAAGCAAAAUGAUGGUAACCUACCUCUCAAUUGGAAUCAAAUUAGAAAUAUGCCAAUUACCAAUAAGGUUGUGUUAGAGAGUAUGAGAAUGGCAAGUGUAAUAUCAUUUCUUUUUAGAGAAGCAGUGGUAGAUGUAGAGUACAAAGGAUUUCUAAUACCAAAAGGAUGGAAAGCAAUGCCAUUGUUCAGAAAUGUUCAUCACAAUCCAGAAUUUUUUCCAGACCCUAAGAAAUUCAACCCUUCAAGGUUUGAGGUUUCACCAAAGCCAAAUACUUUCACGCCAUUUGGCAGUGGAGUACAUGCUUGUCCUGGAAAUGAGCUUGCUAAGCUGGAGACCUUGAUUAUGAUCCAUCAUUUGGUCACUAAGUUUAGGUUGGAAGUGGUAGGAUCACAAUGUGGGAUUCAAUAUGGCCCAUUUCCACUGCCUUUGAAUGGACUCCCAGCUAGGUGUUGGAGACAAUCUACCACCAACUAGAAAAAGUAUCAAUCACAUCAUUGCUGAGAAAUAAUGCACUUUCCAAAUACACAAAUUAAUCUCUUUUUUUCCCCUUUCUAUAUUGAAUAUGUAAUUUUUUUCGUGGGUGGGCACUUCAAAAAGAAAGAUUGGUAAUGCCUCAACAUGAAAAUUUGAUAACUAUUAUUGAAUAUUGAGUCAAGAGCUUAAAGAAAUACAAUGUUAAUCUAAGGACCAAGAUUCUCGGCGGUUAGAUCAACACGCAUCCGGAUUAUCAAUAAAUAAGAACAAUAACGGAAACAUAGUUGAAAAGUUAGUUAUAUAGUUAAAGAGUUAUUUAGCUUACACUACAAGUUUUUAUAUCAUAGAUGUGACCCAUAAUAGCAUAGUGGGAGCUAUCAUCUCCAUAUAUAAACAUUAUAACUUUCGGUUA
Molecule: messenger RNA, 1985 nt
Organism: Lathyrus oleraceus (garden pea)
Lineage: Eukaryota; Viridiplantae; Streptophyta; Magnoliopsida; Fabales; Fabaceae
Product: abscisic acid 8'-hydroxylase CYP707A1
Exons: 9
Coding region: 137-1573 (478 amino acids)
Biological process (GO): sterol metabolic process
Molecular function (GO): heme binding; (+)-abscisic acid 8'-hydroxylase activity; iron ion binding
Source: RefSeq, a predicted model, not a curated record